AUGAUUGCACAUUGUUUGCUGCAGGGCAAAAUAUGGCAGCAGCUAAGGUAUUUAGCGUCCUUCAAGCAAGAAAAGGCACAAACUACUUGUUGCUCUAUCGUACUCAAGGAUGAUCUGCUGAAUCGACAAAUGUAUCAAGAUCUCAAAAACAACGCAAACGGAAUGGCAAAGCUCAACAACACGUUAAUAUACACUUUGGAUGAAAUCGUUUUUCAUAUCUACAUCAACGACGAUCGUCUCAGCCCAUCAAACAGCGACUUUAUAAAGCUGCUAAUGGAGGAUCUCAAUUAUCUCAUGGCAAGUAACUACUUGCAACUAGAAUCUGAUUUCCCUUUGGUGUUUUGCUUUUAUUCCCGUUCUAUAUUACACGAAUCAUAUGAGAUAAUGUCCUCUGUUCAAGAGUCGCUUCAAAGUAAAACACAGGACCAGAUAUCGGGACGACGGGACAUCGUUCUCGGGUUUCUGAAACAGGUUUCCUCAAAAAAUAUGAAAUGGUUCUGGUCGAAGCACAAGUCGCAUAGAAACCCGGACUCGAUCAGAGUGUUCUUGUUGGAGUUCUUCAGCCAUGAAGCCGCUCUGUGA
Messenger RNA from Ogataea angusta, 582 nucleotides. RefSeq lists its product as uncharacterized. NCBI's taxonomy places the organism in Eukaryota, Fungi, Ascomycota, Pichiomycetes, Pichiales, Pichiaceae. Bases 1 to 582 code for a protein of 193 amino acids. The transcript has a single exon. The record is from RefSeq and is a predicted model, not a curated record.